Messenger RNA from Colletotrichum abscissum, 496 nucleotides. RefSeq lists its product as uncharacterized. Gene Ontology annotation, molecular function: protein binding. The record is from RefSeq and is a predicted model, not a curated record. NCBI's taxonomy places the organism in Eukaryota, Fungi, Ascomycota, Sordariomycetes, Glomerellales, Glomerellaceae. The transcript has a single exon. The annotation marks the transcript as partial.
AUGCCCAUCAUGUGUUCUCUCAAAAGCCUUGCAACUGAAAUCGUGAUCCAAGUCAUCGAUUCUAUAGACGACACACCAUCUGUCAGUCGGCUUUCUCGUACAUCGCGACAUCUGCAUUUUGUCGCAAAUCCCAUCCUUUAUCGUAGAGCGAUAGCAGACCCUACAGCCCUGGCAUGGGCCGUGUCUCAUGACAGGUCCGAUGUCGUGCAUGGGAUACUGGGCCACCAGGCUGAUCCGCACCGCUUUGCUGCUAGUUUCGAGUUGAAUAUACUCCUCCAUCAGGCAUUGAUGCACGGAAGUUUCAAGACAGCCAACGCCCUGCUAGAUUUGGGUGCCGAUGUGGUAUACAGCAGUGACUCUCAACGACGCUCGUCUUGCCAGAAAACGACCGAUUGGCUUGCAAAUGGUACUUUCGCUCUGCUCGGCUCACUAGCGCUCGCGGCAGGCAGUCGCUUCCACAUCGGAUUCUGGUAUGAUCCCAAUUGCGUCUACUCAU